AUGAACUUGAGUUUUCUGUAUGACGAUAGUGGUAUUACAUUGCCUACGCCAUACGAAAAAAAAAAUUCAUGGCUUGAAUGGUUUCGUUUACGACGAAGAAAACCAAAUUCUGAAGAAGAAAUCAAUGAAAUUCAUGAUCUUACUAUUAAUGUUUAUGAAUCGAUGGAUGAUCAAGCACGAGCUAUUCUUCUUUCUCUAUCUAAAAUAAUUCAAGAUGAAGAUGAAUCCGUAACAAUUGAAGAAAAAAUCAAAGCUAUUGUUGCAAUUGGUCAUACACUUUGUUGUGCUCAUAUGCAAGUAAAAAAUUCAACACAACUCUAUUCAAAAUUACUCGUUCGAGCAUUGUCUCAUCAAGAUUUACGAAUGCGUUUGGCUGCCAUGAUUGCUAUUGCUGAAGCAGCAAUUGAUAAUCUUAGUUUUCAAAUGAAAUUAAAUGAGAUUGAUAUAAUACCAAAACUAUUUGAAAUAAUGAAAAACUCAAUGCCACAUGCUGGUCGUGGACUUAACGAUAUAAAUGAACAUUCAAAGUUAGUUGCAUGGAGUUGUUAUACAAUUGUCAAUAUUUGUGCUAAUUGUAUACCAAAUAUUCUUCUAUUAAAAGAUAUUGUUCCUAGUGAACUCGAAAUUUUAAAUGACGCUAUUCAAAUGGAAAUUUGGUGUUAUGUUUGGCGUGAAAAUUAUGCUCAAACAAUUGUUGAAUUUGCUGAUAGGAAACUAAUUUCUAAUAUUAUAUGUAACGCUAUUCAACCAAAAUCAUAUAUAUUUGAAAAUCAUCAUGAACAAACAUCGAAUAGAAGUUCACUGAAUAAUAACAACCGAAAUUCAUCAAAUCGUAUGUCAUCUUCAGUUAAUUAUCAACGAUGUACAAUCCUUUAA
Rotaria sordida is the source of this 876-nucleotide messenger RNA. The record is from the annotation of a GenBank genome assembly. NCBI's taxonomy places the organism in Eukaryota, Metazoa, Rotifera, Eurotatoria, Philodinida, Philodinidae.